AUGGUUUCAGAGGAACCCGAGCAGCAGCAGCAACAGCAGCCUGGUGUACUACUAGUUACACAAUCCAAGACCGCCAGACCCACGGUGGUCCGCAAGAAGUUUGCAAAGCCCCCGGUCAAAGUAGCUUGUUUGGCCUGUCGUGCUUCCAGAACACGUUGUGAUGGCCAAGAUCCGUGCACGAAUUGUUCUAGUAAGGGUAAGGAUUGCUCUUAUCUUCCCAGUAAGCGAGGUGGUCCAAGAAAGAAGAAGAAGACGUCGACGGCUGCGGAAAUCCUCGCCCAACAGGAUGACGUCCAGAAUGGAGCGACCCCCCCGGCCUCUUCGGGGUUUGGCGAUUCAUCCGGAAUGUUUGGCCAGAUCGAUGUGCUCUCAAUCCCAGGGGCAGGGCUGAGAAGCCUUGACUUCCCUUCCGAUGUCCACGCCAUGUUUGCCGACCUCUUCGUCCCAAACAGCGAGAACAAUGUUCCUGGCCAGAUGGAGCCGACCCCUUCCCCGUCAACUAUACCAUCCCGAGCCUUGGUUCGGACUUAUGGCAGUGAAGAUGCUAUCCUCAAUGCCUACUAUGACUUCAUUCAUAAUUAUUUUCCCAUACUUCCAGCAAGAGUCGACCCCCAAGCCCCGGACCGGCCCCUAGAGUGUGUUGGUUCGUUCACAGAAUCACCGUCUGAAGACCCAAUUCUCGUCUACAGCCCACGGUCGCCUCUGAGCCUUGCAAUAUCGGCGAUUAUGGCCCUAGUCCCACACCCUAACGAUCUGGAACCAUCGAGUCCGACAUCUGUCAUCCGCCGUCGGACAUUCGCACAGACGUUUGCACAAAUGGCAACUGCUGCCAUUGAGACUGAUUGCGAGCUUCAUGCUUCGUCCACCUACCCCUCAGAGGCCUUGUCAAGCGAGAGACCACUCAUUGAUCGAGAGUCGUUCCAUGCCCAGACGCCAGUGGACCUCGAAAGGCUCCUCGCGCUUCUGGUGCUUUCAAUCUACGAGUACAACCAACGAGGCAAUCUACUAAAGAUGAGAUAUCGUGCUGGUCAGGCUCUGGCAAUAGCAUUGGAUAUGUCUCUACAUUCUCUAGGGGAGGAAGUUGAUGAGUUUGCGGAAGCUCGGCGAAGAGCUUGGUGGAUGACUUAUUAUUGUGUUCUCCAGGGUUCUAUCGUCAGCACAACGCCCCUAGCUAUUGCCGCGAAUGAUCCCCAAUUCAUCACUCCUUACCCGCGGUUCUCGGCCGACCCUGAUGGCUGGUCUGUGUUGAUCCAAGCCCAGCAAGUUCUUGUCUCAGCAACCCAAUUCAUUAUCGAUCUCAAUAAAUGUCUCUCCACGAGGACCAACAUGCAUUACAUCUACGAGCGAAUGCAGCAACUCGAUGCAUGGGCGAGCUCUGCCUUGGCACAAUCAAAUCUGCUUCCCAUUGUGCCUCAGUCCAUGGCCUGUGGUGGUGAGAUUGAAUCUACAACAGCCCAAAGCAUACGUGCAAUAUCGCGGAUCAAGUUAUCCAGCGCCCAAAUCAAGGUGCAUCGCUUUAGGGCAUUUUCGGACAUCCCUAUAUUUAUAAAAAAGCACUGUGAUCUUACCUCAGCCGGAUCAAACGACGCGAUGUCGGAUUCUGCCUCCAGAAAUUGCAGGUCUCAAAGCGGGAUUGCAAACAUUGGAUGCUCGUGUAGCCUCGGGCCUUUCCAGCAGACUCCAAGCGACUAUACCUCUUCUACAUCUUCAGUGUCGUCAGAUCCCCAGCCAAUGUCUCAGUAUCCAUUUACGAGCGGAUUUCCUUACAGCAUUCAACAUUCAGCGAAGAUGUGUCUCAGAGCAUCCCUCUUGAUUUCACGCAUGUUCUACAGUUUGCCCCUGCCGCAACCGCUUCUUGAUAAUUGCCCGACUCAGCAGGAGCUGCAGAUACUACCGAAUCAGCUACCACGAACCAUGCCAUCGUUUGCGUGCUGCCUGAUGCAGGGCAGCUAUGCAAUGCUAAUGAUAUUCUACAAGGCACGCGUGGAGACCCAAUUGUCACCAGACUAUGGGAACGACAGUGCCCCAAAUCCCUCAGACCGGCUAAUCGAAGAAAUCCGGAAGGGACUAGAGCGCAUAAUUGCUACUGUUACAAACUAUGCGAUUGCAUUUGAGGCGUUGGACGGAAUGAGGGAUGAAAUCCAGGGUGCAUAUCAUGCGGCGUUGUCUCAGGCAUAGAAUCUACUUCUCUUUCUUUGCAGAUACCAACUUCUCUCAAAUCACAGCCUGCCUUGAUGGAACUGGCUGCAUACUGUAUAUAGUUUCCGCUAACAUGUGGAACAGAAGAAUAAUUAUAUAUUGGAAUUACUCUUUCCCCCUC
Molecule: messenger RNA, 2320 nt
Organism: Aspergillus sclerotioniger CBS 115572
Lineage: Eukaryota; Fungi; Ascomycota; Eurotiomycetes; Eurotiales; Aspergillaceae
Exons: 11
Coding region: 1-2178 (725 amino acids)
Biological process (GO): DNA-templated transcription; regulation of DNA-templated transcription
Molecular function (GO): DNA binding; zinc ion binding; DNA-binding transcription factor activity, RNA polymerase II-specific
Source: RefSeq, a predicted model, not a curated record